This is a messenger RNA of Cynoglossus semilaevis (tongue sole), 3796 nucleotides long. It is a transcript of the gene dmrta2, whose product is annotated as DMRT-like family A2. Gene Ontology annotation, biological process: germ cell development; sex differentiation; regulation of transcription by RNA polymerase II. Gene Ontology annotation, molecular function: RNA polymerase II cis-regulatory region sequence-specific DNA binding; DNA-binding transcription factor activity, RNA polymerase II-specific; ubiquitin binding. Bases 1628 to 2989 code for a protein of 453 amino acids. Gene Ontology annotation, cellular component: nucleus. The record is from RefSeq and is a predicted model, not a curated record. NCBI's taxonomy places the organism in Eukaryota, Metazoa, Chordata, Actinopteri, Pleuronectiformes, Cynoglossidae. The transcript has 5 exons.
UCUUCAUCUUCUUCUCUGGGUCUUCAGCUCUUCUUCUCUGGGUCUUCAGCUCUUCUUCUCUGGGUCUUCAGCUCGUCGUCUGUGGAAUAACGUUACUGCUGUCUAUUUCCAGAACUCAAAUGAAAGGGUUUUAGGUGACGUUAAAUGUCCCAAACUGGUCACUACAUUUGUUUUAUUUUCCUAUUUAUGUUCUCAGUGAUUGAUUUGAUCAACUUCCUUAUUCAUUAUUAAUAAUUAUAAUAAUUCACUCCCAGUUUAAUGAUCAUCACAAAAACCUUAUUAUCCUGAUGGUCAUUUAAUGGUAGUUGGUGUCCAGUGAUGUUUCCAAUAAAUUGGGUUGAAUUUAAACAUGUAAUUCAAUACUGAACAGUGUAGUUUAGACAAUAACAAAAAAAAGUAAAAUUUCUCCAGAGGGCUCCAAUUAUCUGUGGGUUGAUUUUGAUCAGUUAUAACUAGUUUGGAAAGAAAGUGUGUUUUGGUCCAAUUUUAAAAUGCAGUCCUUGGCUCAGUUCCUGUGGGACAGAACAGACGGUUAUCUCCACAAUCUCCUGUUUAUUAAAGAACGGAAACUUAAAUGUCACCUAAAUUCAUCAGUCUGGAAAUGUCAGUUACAUUUGUGCACAUGUGAGGGAGUUGCACAAGCAUUCUCAGGUGUGUGUGUGUGAGUGUGUGUGGGAGUGUGAGUCAGUGAGAGUGAUUUUCUCACGGCAGGAGUGAGGGACCUGAUGUGCUCAGUCAUCUGGACUUCCCCAGGUUUGACCAGACAGGAGAUGUUGCUGAAGGCGCAGUGUGAGUGUGUGAGAAAGAAACAUUUCAUGACACGUCGUAUGUGCAGCCGUCUGUCUCUUCUUAGGAAAAAUGAAUGUGACAUCCACUGUUCAACCGUCGAGCCUAAUGUGAGCAGUUGAGAAGAAAAACAAAAAAAUACUGUUUUUAUUUUUUAAUAUCUCAUUUACUUUUGCAGCUGGGACUUUUUCCAAACUCUACGUCGACACAUUCUCAGCUUUUGCUUCUCUGAACUUUGAAACGCUGUAGCUCCUAAUCUGAACAAAUUAAAUUAGAAAUCAUUUAAAGAAAACAUCCAAAUGUAAAUGUAUUGCUGUGCCCUUUCUGUACAAGUUCUCUGCCCUCUUGGCGGGGGGCGCCCCCCAUUUUGGGGGCUAGUGUUUUAAGGCAAUUUGCAGUGGAAGUAGGGUUUAGUUGUGACCUCAACUAUAAAAAACAACAGACAAAAUAAAACAUUCAUUGCUGUGGCAACAAAAUACUGAACUGCAUACACCUGGUGUACUUCAUGUUACAGGUAUUAAGGUACAUAUUAUGGUAAGUUUGUCGAGUUUCAUUAAGUUGUAAAGAUUACAGACUCUUGUUAAUUUAGAUUCCUCACCUCAUCAGUUUGUUUCUUGUAGGCCAAUUUACAAACAUGGUGAUCCAACAUGGCCGCCUGUGUGGGGAAGAUCCGCUCCUGAAACUAUGGUUGUGACAAAUUCAGCAGUUCAUCCUCACAGACUCAGCUGUCACACAGUUUCCACCGUCGGCCUGUACUCAAAGAGACUCUUCUGACAUCACAAGACGUUUUACAUGGAGUUCGACUGCCAAUGUCCUUCUCAUAUCAGCGAGGAUCACGGGCAUGGAUCUGAGACCGGAGCUCCCCUCAGUCUCUUCUGCCUCUCAGGUUCACCCAGGAGCGGCCCCCGCUGCGGCCGCGGCGGCAGCCUCCAUCCCGGUGUCCAUGGCCAGCAACCUGCUGCGCGGCCCUCCGCUGCUUUUGCGCGCCACAGACAAAUACCCGAGAACGCCCAAGUGCGCCCGCUGCAGGAACCACGGCGUCGUCUCCGCCCUGAAAGGACACAAGCGCUACUGCCGCUGGAAGGACUGCAUGUGCGCCAAGUGCACCCUGAUCGCCGAGAGGCAGCGGGUGAUGGCGGCACAGGUGGCGCUGCGGAGACAACAGGCGCAGGAAGAGAACGAAGCCCGGGAGCUGCAGCUGCUCUACGGCACCGCCGAGGGACUGGCCCUGGCCGCGGCCAACGGCAUCAUCCCUCCGCGACCCAAUUACGAGGUGUAUGGAUCCGCCAGCAGUGAGAGCAACUCAGACUCAAGUAUCCAGAAGUACGAUCUGUUUCCGAAGAGCCAGCUCUCCGGCUCUGCCUCCCAACAGUCUGUGGGGAAACCAGCGUCCACCGAGAGCGACUCAGCCCCGGGCAUCUCCUCUCCUGACGCCCGGCACGGAGGCUCAGGCUCGGAAAAUGGAGACAGUGAGUCUUUCAUCAACUCCCCGGUGUCCAAGCCUUUAAAAGACGGCGGGGACACCCCCGGGUCCGUUAGCUCCCUCGGCUCUGACUCCGGAUCUGAGACCGACAAAGACGAGCAGGAGCCCUCCCCGGCGUCCGCGGCCUCCCGGCACAUGAACGCCAUCGACAUCCUGACCCGGGUGUUCCCCAGCCACAAGCGCAGCGUCCUGGAGCUGGUCCUGCAGGGCUGCGGUAAGGACGUCGUGCAGGCCAUUGAGCAGAUCCUCAACAACGGCGACGGCCACGGAUCCAACAAGCCCGGGCCGGAGGAGACGUGGACGGCGGAGAGGAUGCUCCAAAAUGCGCAGCUGCAGCAGCAGCAGACGCCGCCGUCCUCCACGUCCACAGCCAACCCGACGAGGCCCAUGUUACCCGGGGCCAUGACGCUAAGUAACCGGUCGGCGUUUUCACCUCUCCAGCCGAACUCCCCGCACUUCGGUGCCGACCCGAGCACUUAUCCUCUGGGAACGCACCUCGGACUGAACCCGCUGCGCCUGGCCUACUCUGCGCACAGCCGGGGACUGGCCUUCAUGACGCCCUACUCCACCACCGGGCUGAUGCCCACCCUGGGCUUCAGACCCCCCAUGGACUACGCCUUUAGCGACCUGAUAAGGGACAGGACACUGUUACACAAAGAGCAGGGCUAUGCGAGCGGCCUGUACGGGCCUCUGGUCAACAACACGCCGGACAAACAGUGAGGCUGCUGGACUGACCGCAGAGACACGGACGCGUCCGUUGUAUUUGUAACAACAGGUGUUGAAUGUUCUGGACAAUAUCAUGUAUUGUGUGUCUACAGGUAUAUACUGUACAUUAUAGAAUUAUCUGACCUGUAGUGGAGUGCUGUAAGAACGGGGGGGAUGGGGGGGGGGGGUUCACUGAUCAGUAAAAUGACAGAAUCAGUUAAUGUUAGACUUACAACAGCUUAGACCACAUUCCUCAGUCAUAUGUAUCGUAUUUUGCCGCCUAUAAAAUAUCAUAAAACUUAAUAUUUAUAAAUUCAUGAAUAAAUCACGGCCGAACUAUAGGGGAAAAUGUUGAUAAAGUCAGUAAACAUGUUAAAUCAGCAACAUUUAAUUUUCUUUUUAAACUUGGGUUAAAAUAAAAAAUAUAAAAAUAUCGAGAGACAUUUUAAAGCUUUUCCUAAAUGUAUUACACUUUUAAAUAUCACAUUUUAUAUACAUUCCCCACGAGGCUGAAAUAAGAAUAUUAAGUUAUUAAAACGCGUAGUUUGCGGUUGUUAACCCUGCUGUAAAAGUUGAACUCACGUUUUGUAAAUGUCAUAAACUUUUCCUUUUCCUUCUUAUGUAUUAUUAUUAUUAUUGUUUAAUUUUCUCACAUUGCUUUGUAGCUCUUUUCCUUCUGCCUGUGUUCGAUGUUUGGUGAUGCUGAGAUGCUGAAAUGCGCUUUUCGACUUUUCUUCAAGUGCAAGUCAGUUCCUCUUCACAUGUUACUGUGCUGUCACAUUGUAUGAAUAUGCUGGAAAAUAAAUGUUAUUUUAAAGAAAA